This is a messenger RNA of Beta vulgaris subsp. vulgaris (sugar beet), 1275 nucleotides long. RefSeq lists its product as uncharacterized. The transcript is spliced from 4 exons. Bases 1 to 1275 code for a protein of 424 amino acids. NCBI's taxonomy places the organism in Eukaryota, Viridiplantae, Streptophyta, Magnoliopsida, Caryophyllales, Amaranthaceae. The record is from RefSeq and is a predicted model, not a curated record.
AUGGCAGAGAUACAAGGCUUUGCAAAGGCAGUGUCCACACCAGGCAUUCCUGAGUGGCUAAUUCAGACAUUCUACAAUGGUCUGAAGCAUGAAGUUCGAGUUCUAUUGAUGCCGCAUCUGGCGGUACUUUCAUGGCAAAACUCCAGAAGCGCGAAGACAUUGUUGGAUGAUAUGGCUGCCAACAAUUACUCAAUGACUGGAGUAUAUCUCGUGGAGCCCCUAAAAAGGGAGGUUUUGGCAGCUAAGGUUGACCAAUUGAGUAGCAGAUCAAUAGCACCUGUUUGUGAGAUUUGUGAAGUGCAAGGGGCAUAUCAAUGCCAUUUCAUUGAGGAGCGUAAAGAACUGCCAGAGCCUACAAGGAGGGUAACUGAGCAAAAGAACACUGCAAAAGAGGUUAUAGAGUUGAGUGAGGAAGUUCAAGGGAAGACGGGUUUGGAAGAGGAAGCUAAGGAGACUGAGAAAAAGGAACCUAUUGUCACACCUAUUGCACCAUACAAGCCACCUGUUCCAUUCCCUCAAAGAUUGGCACAAGCAAAGCUAGAGAAGAAAAAAAUUGAAGAGAAUGUCACUGUUUCACUAACAGCUGAGUGUAGUGCCAUUUUGCAGAACAAGCUUCCAAAGAAGCUAGGAGAUCCAGGCAGUUAUUCUAUUCCUGUUAAGCUUGGUGAUAUUGAGAUCAAGAAUGCCUUAUGUGAUCUUGGGGCAAGUGUCAGUCUCAUGCCCUUGUCAAUCUGCAAGAAGCUCAAUAUGGGUGAACUGAAACCCACACGCAUCUCCUUACAACUAGCAGAUAGAACAGUCAAGUUCCCCCUUGGCAUCCUUGAAGAUGUUCCUCUUAGAGUCGGAAAAUUUUUAAUUCCAUGUGAUUUUGUUGUUAUGGAAAUGGAAGAAGAUGCAAACGUUCCCAUUAUUCUUGGGAGACCCUUUUUGGCCACUGCUGAAGCCAUAAUUGAUAUGAAAAAGGGAAAAAUCACCUUUGAAAUAGGUGAUGAGAAGAUGGAGUACACACUCACAAACUCCAAGGCUUCUCCAUCUAUGGGAGAAAUUGUUGAUAUAGUGGAUGUUCUCAAUGAGGAUACCCCGGUUAAAUCUAGCACUCCUUCUUCUAUGUCGAUUGAGAGAUCACUUGCAAAAAUCCAACAUUCAGUUGCUGAGAUUAAGGCAGAGCAGUGCAUUAUUCAGAAGAACUUGUCAUCCAUAUUCACAAUGUUGGAAAACCUCAAUACUUGGAUGCAGUCACCAGGGUUUCUGAUCCCUUCGCUCUCCCCUCCUUAG